AUGGCCUUCCCCAGCGGGACUACGUAUCACGCUGACUCUGACGCCGACGACGAAUACGAGAGAAGCGUCAUGACCUCGCCCACGCAGCUACACACCGAUUCUGAGACCUCCUCCGAGCCUCCCUCUAAUGAACAUACACCGACCACCUUUGACAACUCGGGAGAGGAUUCAAGUCUCCCGAGAACCAUAAUAACAGAAUGGACACCGGAAGAGUGCGCUCAGUUUGUGUCUAGUUUGAACUUGAGACAAUAUUGUCAUGCUUUUAUCGAACAUGGCAUCGAAGGGGAAGCGCUCGUGGCACUGAAACAUGAUGAACUGAAAGAGAUGGGGAUCGCCAGUGUGGGACAUCGAUUGACGAUUCUCAAGAAUGUUUAUGAUUUAAAAGUCAACCAGGACAUUCCCAUUGAGCCAGAUGACUAUGUUCCUCCAACGGCCGAGCAAAAUCCUCAACAUGAAAUGGCAACAAAGGAGGACAUUGAUAGACUCGCAAGAUCGAUCCUCCGGUUACGUGACGAGCGCAUUGCUCAAGCGGAGGCGCAGUUGACCCGGCUCGCCGACGACUACCGCAAGUUGCGCCAGGAACUACUGCCGGUUUUCAAAAUGGCCAAAGAACGAUCGGAACCUCUUCCCUAUGCCCCCUACCAAAACGCUACGAUCAGCCCAGAGAUGUACCAGCAAGAUGUCGUCUCGCCUCCUCUGACGACCCAGGCCUUGCCCGAAAAGACGAGCCUCACGCGCACAUUCUCGAAGAAGCUGGGUCUCAGCUCAACACCAAAGAACAACUCUCCCACACAUAUACCCAGUACGAUCCAUGAGGGUAGGACUUUCGCCGAAAGCAACUCGCUCGACCCUUCCGCUGCCGCGAGCCUGGCCUCAAACUCGCUAACCGCACAAAUGUCAGGGGGCGCAUUACCGCAACAUCCACAUCCUUCUCCAGGAGUUCCCUCUCCGACCUCGCCACUCCCCUACCAACAUCAACCACUCGCCCCACGCUCCUAUCAACGCGAGGGAGGAAGUGCUACCAGCGCUAUCCCUCGUUACGACGGUGCCGACGACCGGCAGGUCACUAUUGAACGCGACCGUGACCCUCCCACUUCCGCAAAAUCCGCCUCCGGCAAACUCAACCCUACGAACAGUACGAUUUCUAAUGCGUCCACCCUCAUCCCCUCGAGGGAACUCUCUGCUUCGGUCCCGCCCCAGCUUCCCUCGAGUGCCAGUGUCGGCCACACUCCGCAUGGCAAUAAAGAGGGCAGUAGCGGAGGCGAUGCGCCCUCUGUGGAAAUCUUCAAAUCUUUCCGUGUCGGACUGGAAGAUCCAUGCUAUAAAGUCCUUCCCGCCGCCCUCAGAAAAUACAACAUUCAGGCCGAUUGGCGACAAUACGCUUUGUAUAUUGUGUAUGGCGACCAGGAGAGGUGCGUGGGUCUGGAGGAGAAACCCCUCGCGUUAUUCAAGGAUUUGGACAGGGAGGGCAAGAAGCCGAUGUUUAUGUUGAGAAAACUAGGAAACGUAAUGGUUGGGGACGUGCCGUCAACGGCAGGGGUAGGGAUGAAGCCCCCGUUGGGAGGAUUGGGUGGUGGCGGAGGCACUGCUUUACCAGGCGCCGUUCCUGGCAGUUCAGCGAGCGUGAGGGCCAUGCCACCGGCGCAGACAUUACCGGGCGGUGUUUUGUAG
Molecule: messenger RNA, 1671 nt
Organism: Fonsecaea erecta
Lineage: Eukaryota; Fungi; Ascomycota; Eurotiomycetes; Chaetothyriales; Herpotrichiellaceae
Exons: 3
Coding region: 1-1671 (556 amino acids)
Biological process (GO): signal transduction
Molecular function (GO): protein binding
Source: RefSeq, a predicted model, not a curated record